Messenger RNA from Penaeus vannamei (Pacific white shrimp), 731 nucleotides. The record is from RefSeq and is a predicted model, not a curated record. NCBI's taxonomy places the organism in Eukaryota, Metazoa, Arthropoda, Malacostraca, Decapoda, Penaeidae.
GCACAAGUCACGUGGAGACCUUCCUGCGGGCGCACAGGGGGCCGGGCGUGCAGCACAUCGGCCUCCACACGCCCACGAUGGCGGCCACGGUGGCGCUCAUGGCGGGGAGGGGCGUGGUGUUCAGGAAGCCGCCUCCAGUCUACUAUGAGGAGGGAGUGAAGCUAAAUGAGAUCGAAGAAGCUGGACAUGGAAGUGAACUGUCGAUGUUCAGAGACUUAGGUAUUCUACUAGACACGGAAGCAGACAUCUUUUCAGAAAUGGAGGAACAGGAGGGAAAGAAAAGGUAUCUAAUGCAAGUCUUCACUGGGCCAAUCUUCAAGCAAGACACCUUUUUCUUGGAGGUUAUACAGCGGUGUGGAGCUCGAGGAUUUGGUGCAGGGAACAUCACUGCUCUUGCCAAGUCGAUCAUUUUAUACAAUGAGCAGCAACAGAAAUUAAAAGCAUAAGAAAUUAGACUUUAUUCUAUAAGAUAGAAUGAAAAACAGACAAAUAUUAUUGUGAUAAUUUGUUGUCCCUAUGAUUUUCUUUUAUUUUUAGAAUGGAUUAUCAAAUGUUGCUUCUGCUACUUGUCAUUUAUGUGUAAUUUUCUUCAUUUACUGUCAGUGAGACAUAUUUGUAAUGUAUAUUUUUGGAAUCAUUUUAUAUUUCCAUCUUAAUGUAAAUAGUUACUUUAGUCUAAAAAAAUCAAAAGGAGAGGAUAAUACUACAAGUAAAAUAAAAGUUAUAAUAUU